AUGAAUGUAUUUAGAAUCCCUUUAUGUUAGGAUUCCAAAAGAAAGAGUUAAUCUGUUCUAUACAUCUAUGAAGAUGAAUCUGAAUCUAAAUUCUAAGAGACCAUCAAAUAUGGAGUCUUGGAAUACGAAUAACAUCAAUACCAAUAAGCUUUAUUCUAAUUUAAAUAAGCAGAAUAAAUCCUAAUUGCAAUAGAAAGUCCUCCUAUUCAUUAUUAACUAAUCAAUAAAAUCAACAUCGGUACUCAUGCUUUAUAUUAAGGGUGUCUCAUUCUAUGCCAUAGGAUGGUUGGAAAAUGCCUUCACUUGUUUCGAAGAUACUAUUUUGAUAUUGAAGAAGUAUAUAAAUCAAACAACACAAGAGAGAAUCCUCUUAGAUACAAUUAGGAUCUAAUGUUUUCUAUAAUGCUGCAUAAUUUUAUCUGAAAUCGGUUAGCAUCAUGAAGCAUUGGCUAUCUCUAAAAUUGCAAUCAAAAAGGCAUUAAAAUUAUUGUUUGAUCUCCAUUCCCACUCAGAAGAGUCCUUGCAAAAGAAACUCUUAGAAGAAGUAUUAAGAAAGUCAAUAGCUUUACAACAAUUAAAACCAAAGCAAUAAGGAAUAAUUAUCACUUUUCCUUCCUCUAAAACAUUAUAAUUGACUCAAGAAAAUCUUCUACAUAUCUUUAAAGAUUGUUCAACUUAAUAUUUUGAAAAAGCCAAUAUCCUUAGUUAAAUUUAAAUGACUCCUUUAAACUUUGAUUCCCUUCUCUUUCAAGUGAACUUAACUAAUCAAUAAUUCCUCCAUAUAUUUUCUUUGUUUGUGAUCUCCCUCUAUUGUACAUCAGCAGAAUCAAGAUUCAUUGAACAAAUCUUAGAUCCAUUACAAUUUACAGAAGCUGAAAAUUAUUUAUCGAGAGCAUUGGAAUUAGUUUAUUUGUAUUUUCCUAAAGAUAUGCCCUUGGUCAAUCAAUGA
This is a messenger RNA of Paramecium primaurelia, 949 nucleotides long. The record is from the annotation of a GenBank genome assembly. NCBI's taxonomy places the organism in Eukaryota, Ciliophora, Oligohymenophorea, Peniculida, Parameciidae.